Protopolystoma xenopodis is the source of this 132-nucleotide messenger RNA. The record is from the annotation of a GenBank genome assembly. NCBI's taxonomy places the organism in Eukaryota, Metazoa, Platyhelminthes, Monogenea, Polystomatidea, Polystomatidae.
ACAGAUAUUAGUAAUGUCAGUGCUUCUGAUGGUUUCGCCCUGACUUAUACUCGCAUUAACCUUGGCACUAGUGCUGGCGUUCAUUCUGAUGCACCGACUGGUUCCGGUAUUGAGGGGUGUGUCGCGAUAUAG